Molecule: messenger RNA, 8895 nt
Organism: Ochlerotatus camptorhynchus
Lineage: Eukaryota; Metazoa; Arthropoda; Insecta; Diptera; Culicidae
Product: protein dopey-1 homolog
Exons: 11
Coding region: 717-8234 (2505 amino acids)
Biological process (GO): Golgi to endosome transport
Cellular component (GO): trans-Golgi network; endosome
Source: RefSeq, a predicted model, not a curated record
UAACACAGUCGUCGUCAGUCUCAAGAGUCGCAGGAGGAGGACGGUACGCGUUUGUUGAAAAAAAAAAAGAGAAGUCGUAAUCGUUUCCACCAUAGUAGUUCAGUUCGUAGUGAUUUUCAAUAAACUUUUUCCUGCGCAAAAAUUACAUUUUCCGGUCGAAAUUUCGCUUCAAUCCGUGCGUGGUACGACGGUGAAGGAGCGGGUUGUGAAAGUGACUUGGUGGCGAUCGUGAAAGGCGCAGAAAUUCUGCGAUGAAGAAGUGAAAAUUUCAGAACAGUUUUUUUUUUCUUUCGUCUGACAUCCGAGACAAGGCCACGGUGGAAGUUGAAGAAUACUGCUGCAGUAGCAGCAGCAGGCAGUGGAGAGGCCUCGCAUAAAGAAUAAGAGGUUGUGCGAAUUUCAUCAAGAAUAACGCACUCACGGUCACGGUGUGUGUUCUCUGCUGGUGAGGAUUGAAGAGUGCAGUUAUUUUGUUGUUCUUUGCUGGUGUUGUGUGUUUUGUGAGUGGAAUAUUAGGCUUUAGAAUAUUGCAGCUGGCAGGUGUGCUGGGCUCUGCAGAAGAGCAGCUCUAAACAGGAAGGAACGGAAGUUGUGAGCAGCUGAGCGCUCGGGACUGGUAGCUGGGCAGUCGAUUGUGUGCAUUUUGUGUACAUAUACAAGUCUGCCAGUAGUGGCUGCGAGCGAGAAGAGACACGGUGAAAUCACCGAAGCUGAAGAUGGACACGGCCACGGGCUCCGGACUGAUGGAAGAGUACGACCUGAUGAAGCAGUCCAAGUACCGGGUGUACAUGUCCAACAUCGAUAAGGCGCUGAAGAACUUCGAGUACUCCAGCGAGUGGGCCGAUCUGAUUUCGGCUCUCGGAAAACUGAACAAGGUCAUCUCCUCCAACUCACAGUAUCAGAUCAUUCCCAGGCGGAUCAAGAUUUCGAAACGGCUGGCACAAUGCAUGCACCCAGCGCUACCGUCCGGGGUGCACCUGAAGGCACUGGAGUCGUACGAUGUGAUAUUCAGCAACAUUGGGGUCGAUCGGUUGGCCUCCGAACUGUUCAUCUACAGUGCGGGUUUGUUCCCUUUGCUGGGCUAUUCGGCCAUGAACGUUCGUCCUACGCUACUUUCGAUCUACGAAAAGUAUUUCGUUCCACUGGGCGAAAAGCUGCGACCCGCCCUCAGUGGAUUCCUGAGUGGUGUGUUCCCGGGUCUGGAAUCCGGACAGGAUCACUUCGACCGAACCAGCUCACUGCUGGACAAAGUUUGCGCCGCCGUUAAACCGGAAUGCUUCUACACCUGCCUGUGGGAAUGCAUAGUCACGAAUGCUUCCGUACGCCUCCCAGCCAUAAGCUACGUGCUGGAACACUUUGAUAAGAAACGCAUUUGCUCCGAGCAGAAAGAACUGAUGGGAGGUAGUGUAGAACUGCUAGUCACCGGUCUGUGCAGUUGUCUGAACGAUUCUGUGAUCCUAGUUCAACGGAACACCCUGGAGUUCCUACUCCUGGCAUUUCCCCUGCACCUAAUGAUCCUAUCGCAGCGGGAUGUCACCAAGUUAGUGAAAACCGCACUCAACACCAUCCUGAGGCGAGACAUGUCGCUAAAUCGACGGCUCUAUUCCUGGCUUCUCGGGGCGGACACCAGUCUCGGUAAGCACCUGGAAGAUAUCGGUCACGACGGGGAAACCAGUGACCCCAACACCUACUUCGAGUCCAACUCAAAGCAGGUGCUCAUCAGUGCGUACAAACUCAUUCUAACAUCCAGCAUCACCUCCAACCCGCCGGAUCUUAGCCCAUAUCGGAUACUGAUCUCACUUCUCGACAAAGCCGAAAUCGGUCAACGCAUACUGGAUUAUGUGCUGUGUGACAUCAUCCGGACGAUUUCGCUGUGCAACGGAAACCACGAAGUGCAAAAGCAAGCCAAUCUCCUGUUUUCCUCGUUCGAUCCGUCGUACAUCUGGAACUACAUGACAACCCUGUAUCGGGAUGCAGCCAUGAAGAAACUAGUGAAGCCAACCGGAGGCGGUAGUGCAACGGUGAACAGUGUCAAUAUCAAGGAACACAUCCGAAUAGACGCCGAUCCACCGGGGACGGUUGAAGUGUGCUAUCUGACGGAGUUCCUGCUCGAAACGCUUUCGUUGGAAAUCUACAACGAGACGACGCGUGUGUAUUUGCCCAAGUUCUUGCUCUCGCUGAUCCGCAUGCUGACGGUGUACUCGGAGAACAUGAACUCGAACGAGGUGGCCGCCUCGCUGAAGCUGUGCGUCAAGAUCGUGUCCAAGGUGCAGCCGAUGAUUAUGUCGGAAAAGGUCCUGGACCUUUCGAUCAGCACCCGCAGCAACAGCAUGACGCCGGAAGGCCAGGAGGCGAAGGAGAGCAUCUCGCUCGAAAAAAGCAACUCCGACUCGAAGAUCCACGAGAGCUCCCUACAGGUGACGGACACUUCCUUCACCCGGUCCAGCUCCAGCCAGGGUCUGAACAAGAAGGGAAAGUACAGCAAAAAGUCCAAGAAAUCCAAAUCCUACACCAAGCUGAGCGAGCUGGAUCAGAACCCCCCGGGGAGCAGCAAAAGUACCGCCAACGUAAGCAUAAUCUCCAACGGUUCGCACACGACAAUCGCCGCGGCAAGUUCGACGCCGAAUCUGAAGAACGAGGACGGCACGGGCGGGGAAUCGAGUCAGGAGGAACGACACAGCCUGAACAGCGACAAGGAGGAUGUCCAUUCGGACAUUGUCAUCAAGGUUCCGAUGCAGAUUGCACAGGCGCAGAUGCCGGAUUGUCCGAUUCUGGAGAAGUGUAUCAAACAGUACGUGCUGUUCUACGAACUGUACGUGUGCAGACAGAUCUUCGACGGUACGAAUGUUGAAUCGAUGGGAAGUUCGGGUUCGUCGUCGGAGCAGGUCAGCUUGCAGGAUAAUCUGUUUAUCAAUCCGAGCGAUAGCAAGUGUUUACUGAAUGAUGAUGUGUAUGUGAUAAAUGCCCUACUGCCAGAGCUGGAGGAUGCCUUUCAGGCGUUGCAAAUUGUGGGAGUGUCGGAUAGUAAGAAGUUGAAGGCGAUCCUGGCCAAAACGAUGGACCGUGAGAAGGAUGGGGAACUACUGUUUGAACAGUGGAGUGGAGUCGAGACGGGGCCGGAGCGGAACUCGUUUGAAAUCGACUCACUGUUGCAAAGCAAUGGCAAGCUGAAAAGACUGGUCAAUGUGAGAAUAUCGGAAUCGCUGAGGAGUGCACUGAAGUUGGCUUGCAAUGUCCUGACGGAAAUGUCAUCCUUUCCUAGCUAUGGGAAUGACAGUGGGAUGAAUGAGAAGUGCGAUAGCAUUCCUGGUUGGUUGAAAGCUCUCACUAUCCUGGCGGCGUUCAUUGGGGAUCUGGACACGCAACUCUCCGCUGCACAGACCCUAAUCGACAUGAUCAGCUUGCUGCGGACAAAUGAUCGGAAGCCGAAAUCCAGAAGCUCCGGUACCACGUUCGUAAUGAUGAUGCCCUUGUUGAAGCUGUCCCACGUACUGUACCUGGAAAAGAAGACAAAAGUUUUCCAAGUUCUGACCACCAUGCUGUGGAAUCAUCUGGAAACUAGUCGAACCGAAGCUCGAAACAUCAGUGUCCUACUGUACCGGAUCCACAGCUGUUUGGAUCCGAAAUUCACCGAGGAUGUCAUCAUCAGCAAACUGAUCGUACCGCAGCGGGAAGCAAGCCCGGUAGAUCGUUGCAACUUGCAUGUGUUCUGGUCCACUCCUACUGUAUCGACCACGGAACUGAAAAUCGACCCGGCUGGCUUUCGACGGUUCCAGCUUCUGUGGAAACUCGGUCGCGAUACUCACCAUGGGAAGGAGUUUGAAAAGCUGCUAUUCAUGAUCCUGGACGUGCUGACGCUGCCGAGCAAUUUGUCCAUCCAGGUGGCCGUGUCCAAGUGGCUUCAGGAAGCGCUGGUCCGCGGAGAUGUGGGACGUAUUUUGAAGCCCCUGUUGAAGAUCCUGUUGAACGAAAGUACCAAGCGUAGGAGUAUCAUCUAUACGAAACGGUACAAGCAGGACAAUGACACGGGAAGCGAGUGGGAGAAGGACCUGGUGGCGGAUGGGGAUUCCUUUAUGGACAAGGAAUGCUUUGCAGUUAGUUCCGAGGAUGGAUGCAUCCGGUACCAUAUAGACAACGUACUGAGCAAGAAGCGUAGUCCGAUCAGGACGAUUCAGAAGAAGAUCUUUGGAGUUUCGAUUGGAUCCAAGUCGAAUAGCAGUCAAGUGUCGAAUUAUAUCACGAAUGAUAGUUCGAAGGAAGUGGCCUCAACGGCUACGGCAGAGGAUAGCAACUAUACGAAGAUGUCGGUGAUCAUAAAUCCGCUGGAGACGGAACUGAAUGGUAAGAACUCCAGUGCAAUGCGGAAUCGGUCCAACUCGAUGGGAUUGAUCGAUUGCGAGCAGAGUGGAAUGGAGUCGGGGUCGCUGCCGAACGGGGUAGACAAGAAGGAUUUCCAUCGGUCCACGUCGGACAUCGACGAGGCGAGUGAUGGGGACUUUGAGCGAAAGAAGGGCAGGCUGAGCGAAGGGAGCUACAGUCGGUCCACAACGGCUACGGGGUUUUACGAUACGGAAACGAUCAAACGGUACGUAGAAGAUGGUCCGAUUGUGGACUUUGUGAGCAGAUCGGGCGAUCGGUUUAAGAAUCGGAAAACCUACCUUAUCUCUUCUAGCGGUUCGGGUUUGACGGUGGAUGACGAGGGCUUCGUGUCGUCGAUUUCCGAGCGAAAUCUCAACUAUUCGUUUACGUCCAAUAGCUCGUCCGUUACGGCGACGGCCAACGAUGUAGAGAUCGUGUUCGGGACAGGUUCUAGCGAUCCUUCGGCGGCGUCGGUAACUGCUUCCGAAACGCCCCCGAGCAGUAGCGUUUUCGGAGGCGAUUCUCAACGGAGCAGCAGCAACAGUAAGGAUGGCAUUAAAAGCAGGGAGGGUGAGUUGUUCGGGUUCGGUCGGCGGAAGAAUUGGAGAAGUUCGUCCAAGUUGUACCCGUUCCAUACGCAUUUCCUAAUCUACGAGUCGAUCUUCAACACCAAGCAGAUUCUGUAUACGUUGGAGACGCUGGAGCACAUUCUAGCCAACGAUAGUAGGUUCUUUUUGUGCCUUUCGGUGACGACAUCGGUUUCCAGCAGUCAGAUCCGGUCGUUGUUGGUGCGGCAUCGAAGAAACGUCUUCGGAAAAGGUUUCACCGACGGCCACGAUGAAGCCGAAUAUCAAAGCAUGUACAGAGGAUGCAUGUAUCUGGAAGUUAUCGUCACGAUCCUACUUUACUACACACGAAGCUACUAUCACAAGGACGAGGACCAGAAGGCUCAACCUUCCAAAGACGAUCUGAAUGGCAACUCCAAGAUUCAAUUGGAAUGUAUCAAGCUGAUGAACAAGAUCUUCUCCGAACUCCUGUCCAUAGUCAAGGACGUCGGCAAGAAUCUGGCCAACUACAUCGCUGAUCUGAUGGAGAAAUGCAAGGUCCAGAAAAUCCUGCUCUACUGUCUUACCUCUUCGGUCAAUUACUUUACAUCUCCGCAAUGUCACACCUAUUCGGAUGAGAUACUAGCCUUCAACGAUCCGGAAAGCUCCCGGCUCUACGCGGAAGCCUAUCAGAUCGAGCUUCUGAACCUGCUUCUAGCCGUAAUCAAACUCGAACACGAAAUCAUGCUCCAGCGGAACGACGAACGCUUCAACGAAGGCAUCAAGAAUGUCCUCUCCAGUAACUCUCCGACGCGACCAGUUCCCGAGAACAAACGUAUCUACAAGUACAUUCCUAAUCAGCUCGUUAGCCAGCAACCGAUGUUCCUGUCGGCUGUUCUGUACGCGCUCAAUUCGGAGAAACUCAAGCACAUCCACAAGAACUGGACCGACAUGAUCACCUCCUGCCUCACGUGUCUCCCGUUGAACAACCUGACCAACAUCGUCAUCAGCAUCAUCCAUCAACUGUGCGCCAACCUGGACCGAAUCACCAAACGUGAACGCGUCCACAACCAAUGCACCGAUUACAUCGUGUCUCAACUGGAAGCCAUCACAGUAUUAUCGCACUACUGUCUACUGGACAGUUCCCAGCAAAUCUCCCUAGCAAAUGUCUUUAGCGCAUCGAGCAAUAUGACCUCCCCUGCCACCAAUUCCGGUCAAAUCAUCAACAGUAUCGUGAACGUGUUUCUCUCUUCCUCUCUCCUGAACGUCAACCAAGCCAAAAACAGUCACCAAGAAGUAGCCAAAACUGCAAUCCUUAGUCAUCUUCCCCGCAUUAUCAUCACCAUUGCCACCCUUUGGGAAACCAGCAUUAGCGAGUUCCGACACGUGAAGCACCAGCUGCUAGAAUUUCUCAGUCCUAUCUCACUGCACUACGGCACAAACUUCCUCACUGCCAUUUCCGUUGCCUGGUACGAACGUAGCAAUGACACAUUUAGCACUCCGGCCACGGUCGAUAGCACCUCCGCCGACGGUAGCACCGACGGCAUCGACUUUUUCGACGUCAUGACCAAAGCACUGCCCCAAGCGUGCGAAAACCAACUCCUGCUCGUCAAACUUAUCUCCGGCAUUCGGAUCAUGUCCGUAGACUCCUUCAUCCUAACCAUGCAUCAGGUCAUCAAAUCCCCGCCCCAAAUCUAUCAACCUCCGGUCGGGUUCAACAUCGAAGCCAGCGCCCUCGAGUUGCUGUUCUUCUACCUGAAGAGUGUCGCCCAAACCCAGUUCAACGAUUGCUGGAGUUCGCUGUACUCUCUGCUGAAAGACUGCCUCUCCCUGCAAAUCCCGGCCCAAUUUGUGGCGCUGUCGAUCCUGAACGAGUUCGUCCAACGCUGUUCGGUCAUUCCCUUUACGGACAAGAAGGACCUGCGCGAUUUGCACGACGUCACGUCCCGGCUGGUGGAAGCCAUUUCGAUCGUGGCCGGAUCGUGCCUACAGCAGACCACCUGGCUGCGGAGGAACCUCUCGGUGAAGGAGGAGUUCAGCUCGAUCGAGAGCACCAAGGACGGGCUGCUGAUGCCGUCCAAUCAGCACUACUCCAUCCAGGCGCAGUCGAUCCUGGCAAGCAUCCUGGCCCCGCUGUUGGAUGUGGUGUUCAGUUCCCAGGAGAAGGACAAGGUAACCACAGUCGUGACCGGCGUUAUGUACAACAUUGUGCCUUAUCUGAAAACCCACACCGUGAAGAACAUUCCAACGUUCCACGCGUGCUCCCACUUGCUGGCGAGUUUGAGCACCUAUCAGUAUACUCGAAAAGCAUGGCGGAAGGACGCUCUCGAUCUGCUGCUGGAUGGAGCCUUCUUCCAGUUCGAUAGCCGCUGCUUGCCCUACUGGAAAACUAUCCUGGAUAGUUUGAUGACCUGUGAUAAUACCACUUUUAGAGAUCUUAUGAAUCGCUUGCCACUAGCACAAACCGGAACGCUGAACAUAUUCACCUCCAAGGAACAGGAGUACGAACAGAGGGCACUACUGCUGAAGCGGUUAGCCUUCGUCAUCUUCUGCAGCGAGGUGGAUCAAUACCACAAGUACAUGCCGGAGAUUCAAGAACAACUUGCCAACAGUCUACGGCUCCCGCAGGUAGUCCCCCUUAUCCAGUCGGCUGUGUUCCUCUGCUUCCGAGUGCUGUUGCUGCGAAUGUCGGCCGACAACGUGACCAGCCUCUGGCCGAUCAUCAUUGCCGAAAUGGUGCAGGUGUUCCUGUCGAUCGAGCAAGAACUGAUGACAGAUACCGAGGAGUUUAGGUCGCAAUCGAGUCAACACAUUCGGAUGCUAUCCGGGCUCGACACGGCCUGGGUGACCAACACCAACAACGGUCUGUACUCGUACGGGCAUCCCCACUGGCGAAUGGUACAGCUGGAGACGGCGAAGCUGCUGGAGCUGGGAUGCGUCCUCCCAGCGACCAUUUUGCCGCACUUUCAAAUGUACCGUUGGGCGUUCGUUAGCAGUCAGAACGAGCACUAUCUAACACCGGGAAGCUACGACGAUGCCAAAUGCGUAGCCUUCAUUCCUCACGUCACUCGGAUAUCGCAGCUGAUGGACUUCCGGUAUACGUCACAUUCGCCGAAGGCCCAAACCACCAAGGGAAGCCACAUCAUGCUGACCUGCCAGUCGAUCAACACCCUGCAGGAUCUGUACAGCUUUUUCUCGACGCUGUCGAUGCGUUGGCCGUCGCACAUUUCCUUCACGGCCGACACCGAGAAGGACACCAAAAACUGCCUCGACGAGGUGGAGAAGGUCCUGGCGCUGGAUUUCCUCGAAAAGAUGCCCACGGCCAAGUAGAGCAUAUCGGGUAAGUACUUGCCCAUGUGCUCCAUUUGAAUCGGGUAUAACCGAAAACUAGCCGUACGUGAAACUUGAAUUGUGAUCACAGAUAUUUUGUUUGUUUUGGUUCGACUUUCCGUUCCAUCGUUAUUCCUCUCUUUCUGAUUGUGUAAAGUCAAAAAUUUAUCAAAUUAACUCUAUUUAUUCUAAAUUAGGACGUAAGUGAAAGUCAGGGAAACGGAACUAAAGCGACGGGGGUUUGACUGCGCAUGAUGGUCUCGUUCUCUUCCGGAUAGUGAAAAUAUUUGAAAAGUGAUAUAAAGACAGAACGUAUAGCACACGAGAUGAACAGACACACACACACGCAGAUUACAAUAUAGAUUUACGUAGAUGGAAAUUAGAGAGCUAAUAUAUAAUUUAAAUUAAAGAAGAGGAAGUUCGAUUUCUGCAUGUUCACUAGCUUAUUUUUCUAUGAUUGCAGAAGUUCCUUGAAUGAUGAUGAAUCAAAAAAUGAUUACGAACCGUAAGAAUGUGUUUAGUUGACUGUAAGUAAGUUAUCAAGACAAAAAAAAUUCAAACAAACAAACAACCUAGUGUCCCCAACACAAUGAAUGGAUUGUGAAAUGUGAAAAUUUUAAUAAAUUUGAAAAACGUUCGCGAUUGUUUUCGAAAAAGUUAA